Amyelois transitella is the source of this 1912-nucleotide messenger RNA. RefSeq names its product beta-catenin-like protein 1. The record is from RefSeq and is a predicted model, not a curated record. The coding region runs from base 201 to 1868 and encodes 555 amino acids. Gene Ontology annotation, cellular component: spliceosomal complex. The transcript has 13 exons. NCBI's taxonomy places the organism in Eukaryota, Metazoa, Arthropoda, Insecta, Lepidoptera, Pyralidae.
GUUGGCCGGCUUGUGACAUGUAGGUAGGAUUCGAGAUUCAACAUCAUACACAUACAGUACACAAUAUUAAUGAAUACCAUUGUGAUUUGUUUGAUUGUGAUUCAAUAUCUGAGGAUUUAACAAAACAAAAAUCUAAAUUGCAAACACAUAAAAGUUUGAUAAUACAAAACUUUGAAAUAGGUUAGGUAUCUACGAAUAAAAUGGAUGUAGGUGAAUUACUGUCAUUUAAGCCUACUCCGACUCCUAAAAGACCAAAUGAAGAUGAUAGUGGUGAUUCGGACGAUGAACAGAUGAGGUCAAGAAUAAAACGCAUUGCUAAAUCUAACCCCGACCCCAUACUUCAGUUAAGCAGAGGCCUACCAAAGGAACCCGCUAUAACAGAUAAGGAAAGAGAAGAUAUACUUAGAUUUGUAGAGAACGAAGUAACAGAGGGAGAGAUUCUCGAUGAGACUGCUGUCAAAAAAUUAGUAUUAAAUUUUGAAAAGAAAGCUUUGAAAAACAGAGAGAUGCGGAUCAAGUUUCCAGAUCAGCCUGAGAAGUUUAUGGACAGUGAAAUUGACCUGCAUGAAGCUCUACAGGAAUUGAGUGCCAUAGCUACAGUGCCUGAUCAGUAUCCCUUGCUUGUUGAACUAAAAUGUAUCAACUCACUGCUGGAGUUACUGUCACAUGACAACACAGAUAUUUCCACCAAAGUUGUUCAUCUUUUACAGGAGUUCACAGAUGUCGAUAUUCUUCAUGAGAGCGAGGAGGGCGCAGAAGAGUUGAUCACUGCACUAGCUGAGGCUGAGUGUGCUUCACUUCUGCUACACAACCUCAAUCGGCUGGAUGAACAGGUGCCAGAUGAGAGAGACGCUGUUCACAAUACUCUGGGUAUAAUAGAAAAUAUAACAGAAUUCAGACCGGAACUUUGUUUGGAAGUUGCAAAACAGGGAUUUAUGCAGUGGAUUCUUAAAAGACUGAAGAUGAAAGUACCAUUUGAUGGAAACAAACUGUACGCAACAGAAAUACUUUCAAUACUCCUGCAAAACAUGCCUGAAAAUAGGAAAAUACUUGGAGAACUGGACGGGAUUGAUGUUCUAUUACAACAGCUGGCGUUCUACAAACGCCACGACCCGAGCGGCGCCGAGGAGCAAGAGGCAAUGGAGAACAUGUUCGACGCGCUCUGCUGUGCGCUCAUGGAGCCGUCCAACCGCGACCGCUUUUUGCGCGGCGAGGGGCUGCAGCUCAUGAACCUCAUGCUCAGAGAAAAGAAGAUGUCCCGCAACGGGUCGCUGAAGGUCCUCGACCACGCCCUGGCGGGCCCCGACGGGCGGGACAACUGCAACAAGUUCGUGGACAUCCUCGGCCUGCGCACCGUGUUCCCGCUCUUCAUGAAGACGCCCAAGAGGAAGAGGCUGCUCACGGUCGAUCAGCAUGAAGAGCACGUAGUUUCAAUAAUAGCGUCGAUGUUGCGCAACUGUCAAGGCAGCCAAAGACAAAGGUUACUGGCGAAAUUCACGGAGAACGACCUGGAGAAAGUUGAUCGACUUCUGGAAUUGCACUUCAAAUACAUGGACAAAGUCGACCGCACGGAGAAGGAAAUGGAGCAAGAAGCGGAAGAAUUGGAUGACGACGCGCAAUAUUUGAAACGUUUGUCUGGUGGGCUCUUCACUUUGCAGCUUAUUGAUAGAAUUAUCUUAGAGGUGUGCACGGCCGGCCCCGCCGCCGUCAAGCAGCGCGUGCAGCGCGUGCUGUCGCUGCGCGGCGGCUCGCUCAAGAUCAUUCGACACGUCAUGAGAGAGUAUGCAGGCAACCUGGGUGACGCAGGCAGCGAGGAAUGGCGCCAGCAAGAACAACAGCACAUCUUGCAACUUGUUGAUAAGUUCUAGUGUUCUAUAAUUUUUAUUAUACUAUCAAUAAACGCGUAAGGAAA